AGCGCGAGCGCGUCCCUAUCCGUCCCCACGCGGUGGCGAGCGCCCAGCGGCUGCCGCGCGCACCUGCGGGUCCCCACGGCGGGCGUUGCCUCGGCAUCUGCAGGCGCCGCCUGGACUGCGGGAGCCGCGCCCGGGCCGCCCGGAGCCGGAGCAGAGAUGAGCUGCCACCCGGACCGCGAGCGCCCGCUGGACGGAGAUAUAGAUCCACAAGAGAUGGUUUCCAGCAGGAAGAACACUGUUUUCGUGGAUGGAGUCAUACUGAAUGGCCCCACAACAGAUGCAAAAGCAGGAGAAAAAUUUGUCGAAGAGGCCUGUAGACUAAUAAUGGAAGAGGUGGUUUUGAAGGCUACAGACAUCAAUGAGAAGGUCUGUGAGUGGCGGCCCCCUGAACAGCUGAAACAGCUCCUUGACUUGGAGCUGAGGGACACAGGAGAGCCACACCACCGGCUGUUGGAACUCUGCCAGGACGUCAUACGCUACAGCGUCAAGACCAACCAUCCAAGAUUUUUCAACCAGUUAUAUGCUGGACUUGAUUAUUACUCCCUGGUGGCCAGAUUUAUGACAGAAGCAUUAAACCCAAGUGUUUAUACGUAUGAGGUGUCCCCAGUGUUUCUGUUAGUGGAAGAAGCGGUUCUGAAGAAAAUGAUUGAAUUUAUUGGCUGGAAAGAAGGGGAUGGAAUAUUUAACCCAGGUGGUUCAGUGUCCAAUAUGUAUGCCAUGAAUUUAGCCAGAUACAAGUACUGUCCUGAUAUUAAAGAAAAGGGGCUGUCUGGCUUGCCAAGAUUAAUCCUUUUCACAUCGGCAGAGUGUCAUUACUCUAUGAAGAAGGCGGCCUCCUUUCUUGGGAUUGGUACUGAGAAUGUUUGCUUUGUGGAAACAGAUGGAAGAGGUAAGAUGAUACCCGAGGAGCUGGAGAGGCAAGUGUGGCAAGCCAAGAAAGAGGACGCAGCUCCAUUCCUUGUCUGUGCCACAUCUGGUACCACGGUACUGGGGGCCUUUGAUCCUCUGGAUGAGAUAGCGGAUGUCUGCGAGAGGCAUGGCCUCUGGCUCCACGUGGAUGCUUCCUGGGGUGGCUCAGCCUUGAUGUCAAGGAAGCACCGCAAGCUUCUGCACGGCAUCCACAGGGCUGAUUCUGUGGCAUGGAAUCCACACAAGAUGCUGAUGGCUGGGAUUCAGUGCUGUGCUUUCCUUGUAAAAGACAAAUCUGACCUUCUUAAGAAAUGCUACUCUGCCAAGGCAUCUUACCUCUUCCAACAGGAUAAAUUCUAUGAUGUCAGCUAUGACACGGGAGACAAGUCUAUCCAAUGUAGCAGAAGACCAGAUGCAUUCAAGUUCUGGAUGACCUGGAAGGCCCUGGGCACAUUAGGCCUUGAGGAAAAAGUUAAUCGUGCUCUCGCUUUAUCUAGGUACCUAGUAGAAGAAAUCAAGAAAAGAGAAGGAUUCAAAUUACUGAUGGAACCUGAAUAUGCCAAUGUUUGCUUUUGGUACAUUCCACCGAGCCUCAGAGAGAUGGAGGAAGGACCUGAAUUCUGGGCAAAACUUCAUUUGGUGGCCCCGGCCAUUAAGGAGCGGAUGAUGAAGAAGGGGAGCCUCAUGCUGGGCUACCAGCCCCACCGGGGGAAGGUCAACUUCUUCCGGCAGGUGCUGAUCAGCCCUCAAGUCAGACGGGAGGACAUGGACUUCCUCCUGGAUGAGAUAGACCUUCUGGGUAGGGACAUGUAGCUGUGGUUUUUGAUCCCCCAGAGGCACAGGUCCUGCCCUGGAGGGUUACAGAUCCAGGGCAUCUGGGGACAUAUAGGAGAUUGCAGCCCUUCUGGUGAGAAAUAGGAAACAUGCCCCAUCCUUGCCCAGCAAAACCAAAAUGCUAAGCAAGUAGUGUUAAGGACUCUUUAGCUGCCUGGGUGCUACUGCUGCAAUAAAGGAUUUUCUCACGGAUGAUCCCUGGGGCAGAGCCUGGGAGAGAGUUUAGUGAGUACUACGUGGGCUCUGGGUUCUAAGCUUUCAUUUCUCUUGAAAGAAUAUCGAAAUUAGUGGGUUAAAGCCGUCGUUCUCACAGUGUGAUCCCUACAUGAGCAGCACCUGGAAACAUGUUAGAAAUGCAGGUUCUCAGCCCCGCGCCAGACCUACUGAAUCAGAAACUCUGGGGGUGGGCUGGGUAUUCUGAAUUUUAAGGAGUCUUCCACGUGAUUCUGAGGCAAGGUAAAAUCUGAGAACCACUAGUUUAGCACAACUUUGAAUUGAGUGAAUAAGCACUCUGAUGUGUUGCCAGCAAAAGGUUAUCUAAUAUUUCAGUGGUUCCCGAGUUGGUCUCUGAAAAUGCAGCUGUGGCAUCUGUAGCACAAGGGUCAUCAGAAGUAUAUCAAAGCUGUUUUUUAAAAGAGAAACUAUAUAAGAUGGUUACUUUAUAAAAAGUAUCUUUUAUGCAGACUAAAUGUUUAUUCUCAAAAGUUAAAAUUAGCCAUUAUCUAUUAUAAAUUAUUUAAAUUAGAGAUAAAGAUAAAAGACAAACACUUUGUAGUGUAGUCCUUUCAAUCAAAGCAAUAGUCCUAAUUCACUUCCCAAAAUCAUUCGUGUCAUUAAUUGGGAGUAGACGAUAGGUAUACAUGUCUCUAAUUAGGUACCUCUUUAAGCUUGAGGGGCCCUUUUCUUAUCUUGUUCUCUACUUGUAGGAAAGAACCAGAAUGAAGUCCAGGGUUAUACAACACUCCCCUUCUCAAGCUUUGAAAUGUCAGUGUAGACUAUUAAGUGAUUUAUAUUGGGCAGAGAAUCUGGGAAUUAGAGGUCUUUCAGGUCAAACACCUCCUCCAUUUCUCCUGGGAAUGGAUAAUUGUAAUUCUAUCUAAUCCUGGUCCUAGAUUUCUAGCAGAAUUUUCUUUGACUAAGAAAUAAACAGAAUUCAGAGGUGUGGGUGCAGAGGUCAACAAAGUAUAAUUAUGAAUCUAAUUAGAGCUGUGAUUUGGAAGGCACGUGAUUGAAGAUUGUUCAAGUACUAGACGUAGCAUAUUCAAUAAGCAUUUUGUAUGCCUUCCCUAAUUACUUAAAUUGUGAAGACUUAAAAAGCAGAUGUGUACUAUUUGCUUUUAUUCCAUAUUCUCAUUUUAGGGUGUGUCAUUUCUCAAUAUCUCCAUCAGUCAAAGAAAAUUUUAAUCUUUCUCUGAAUUACUUCAAUCUCUGGUGAUAGGUAUUUGUGUGUGUGUAUUGCAUUUCUUGUUGCCUUUUGGUUUUAACGUCUUCCUAAAAUGUUCUGAAACUGAUGUUUGCAAUAAUUUGGGUUUAAUGAAAUAAAAAGCAAU
Messenger RNA from Kogia breviceps (pygmy sperm whale), 3293 nucleotides. RefSeq names its product glutamate decarboxylase like 1 (gene GADL1). The record is from RefSeq and is a predicted model, not a curated record. NCBI's taxonomy places the organism in Eukaryota, Metazoa, Chordata, Mammalia, Artiodactyla, Physeteridae. Gene Ontology annotation, biological process: carboxylic acid metabolic process. Gene Ontology annotation, molecular function: pyridoxal phosphate binding; carboxy-lyase activity. Gene Ontology annotation, cellular component: cytoplasm.